AUGUUACAAAGCAACAAUAGCGAUAGUAAUACAAUUAAAUAUAUAAACUUACAAAAUGGUAUUGAAAUUGAAGAAAUUUCAACAUAUCCUUUAAAUAAUAUUAUUAUAUAUAAAGAGCGAAAAAAUAAUAAAACAAUAAGAAGUUUUACUUAUAUUAUCGAAGAAGGAGUUUAUCCAUCUCAUAAUAUUUUAGUAACAACUGGUUCACCAAACAAAAAAUUGGCUAAAAAGAUUCCUGAUAAUUAUAUCGCAAUAACUACCUGGGGACGUGGUCCUCUUGUAUUUGGAUUACAGCUAGAAACUCUAAAUAAAAUACGUAAAACUGAAAAAAGAUUACAUACAAUUAAACCAGCAAUACAAUGUUCUGAUAAGACUUUAAUGAACCGAGCACGAAAAAUGGGAACUUUAUUACAAUCAAGUUUUAACAAUGAGGCUAGAUCGAAAUAUUAUAUUGAAGAUAAAGUAAAUUUAAAAAGUGUAGAUUUUUCAGUUGAUAAAUAUAAUUAUCAUAUUGAUUUUAACCCUAUACAAGAAAAUCAAAAAAUUCAGUCAUUAGUUCAAACUAUAGAUCAAAAUAAGAUUUCACGUGAUUCCUAUCGUAACUUAACUAUAGAUGAACCAAAUCUACCACGAGAAUGGGCCCUUUUUACUUCUUCAGAAACACCGCACUCUACACCCAGGAUUUUAUGUUUACUAUUAGUGUUAAAUUCAGAAGCAUCUGAAUUAGUUGAAUUUAUGGCUCCCAAACCGGAGAAAAUUAAACU
Molecule: messenger RNA, 764 nt
Organism: Dentiscutata erythropus
Lineage: Eukaryota; Fungi; Glomeromycota; Glomeromycetes; Diversisporales; Gigasporaceae
Source: the annotation of a GenBank genome assembly